Messenger RNA from Coregonus sp. 'balchen', 3536 nucleotides. Lineage: Eukaryota; Metazoa; Chordata; Actinopteri; Salmoniformes; Salmonidae. The record is from the annotation of a GenBank genome assembly.
AUGGGGAGUCCAGGCUGUGACCGCGUGGGGCGCACAGUGCACCUUCCCCUGAUGAGUUUCAAUGACUACCCCUACAGUGUGUCUGCCCUGAGGGCCUGGGAGGAGGAGGACACCAAGCCGCCCCGUGGACUGAUAAGUGUGCCUAAACACAUUGUUCCUGAACGUAGCCUGCAAGGAGUCUUCCUGCCCUGCUCCGACAUGCUCCUCACUGAAGACAGCUCGUGGCUGUUGAAGAAGAAAGAGACAGCGCCCCCUGAGCCCCCCUGUAAGCCCCUGGAGCAGUGCCCUGUCAUCGACAGCCAGGGCCUGGGGGUGGGCCUGGGAUUGGGGGUCCCCUCUGGGCUGGAGGGACAGGUGGAGGAACGCUGUCUAGAGCAGGUCCAGAGCAUGGUGUUGGGAGAGGUAAUGAAGGACAUAGAGACCGCCUGCAAGCUGCUCAACAUUACCCCAGGUAAGAAAACUGUUUAACUAUGAAGUUAUUGUGUGCCUAUAAUUUGUUACCAUAUUGUUACCAUGGUAUUAUGGUUAUUAUUACUGUUAUUACUGUGCUGUAAACUAUGCUACCGUAUCAUAUGUUACGUUCUCCAAAAGGGAUAGACAACAUGUCUCCAUCAGUCUCAGGGUCUGUCAUGUUCACCACAGUUGAACAUGGGACCUGUCACUGUCUGUAGAUUGACAGAGAAUAAGGAUAAAAGAGCACUGAGAAAAUAUAACCUUUUGUGCAAUACUCUCACUGUUGAAAUACCCCAUUAUCUACUGUCAGAUCUUACUUAUAUCAAAGCAAACAAAACAGUAAAGGUCACCAUUUACUGUAGGUUGCCCUUUCUUUAUACUGCGACUUUUAUCGUAAUAAAUAGGACUUCUAUGCUAAUAAUAUAUUAUUAUUAUUAUCACUGCAUUGUUGGGAAAGAGCUCUCAAGGUAAGAAUUUCACUGUACUGUUUUACACCUGUUGUAUCCUGUGCACAUGGCGAAUAAACUUCAAAACUUGAAUAAACGUUGAAACUUGAAACUUGAAUACCACUGACGCUGGGCUAAGCGCAAUGACAGAAGUGUCUGUGGCCUCCCCGCCCUGUGCAAAUGGCUCUGUUGACAAUUCAUCAUUUCACAUGCUUCAUUUCACAUGCUCAAUCACUCACUACCUGUCAUUGGGAACACAAAUAUGAGUUCAGAAAUUGCAUACAGUACAAUGUACACUCACACACAUCUCCCCCGUAAAGAUACACCACCCUUCGUUUAAAUGGGUAACCUAUGCAUUUGCAUGAGUGCCAACAGUGCCAUUGUAUGUAACUGUAUAUAUGAUGGAUACAAUUUGCUGUGGAUAAAUGUUUAACAUUGAUUGGUCAAUCAUGAAUCAAAUAAAAUAAAAUUGUAUUUGCCACAUGCGCUGAAUACAACAGGUGUAGACAUUACAGUGAAAUGCUUACUUACAACACUUCAUCGCCUCUGCAGAACCCAUGGAGUGGAACUGUGGGAACGUUCAGAAGUGGCUGCUGUGGACGGAGCACCUGUACAGACUACCCCAGGUGGGCAAGGUGUUCCAUGAGCUCAGUGGGAAGGACCUGUGCUCCAUGACAGAGGAGGACUUCAGGCAGCGCUCAAUGCAGUGUGGAGACCUGCUGUUUGCGCACCUGGACAUCUGGAGAUCAGGUAGGGCAACUGACAACCUUGAACGGAUCCGUUAUUCGGACUGUGGUAUAUAUACACUGAGUGUACAAAACAUUAGGAACACCUUCCUAAUGUUGAGUUGCACCCCCUUUUGCCCUCAGAAUAGCCGAGGCAUGGACUCUACAAGGUGUCGAAAGCAUUCCACGGGGAUGCUGGCCCAUGUUGACUCCAAUGCUUCCCACAGUUGUGUCAAGUUGGCUGGAUGUCCUUUGGGUGGUGGGCCAUUCUUGAUACACAUGGGAAACUGUUGAGCGUGAAAAACCCAGCAGCCUUGCAGUUCUUGACACACUCAAACCGGUGCGCCUGGCACAUACUACCAUACCCCGUUCAAAGGCACUUACAUCUUUUGUCUUGCCCAUUCACCCUCUGAGUGGCACACACACAAUCCAUGUCUCAAUAUUCUCAAGGCUUAAAAAUCCUUCUUUAACCUGUUUCAUCCCCUUCAUCUACACUGAUUGGUGGAUUUAACAUUUGACAUCAAUAAGGGAUCAUAGCUUUCACCUGGAUUCACCUGGUCAGUCUAUGGCAUGGAAAGAGCAGGUGUUCCUAAUGUUUUGUACACUUAGUGUAUAUAAUAUGGCAUGUAUUUCAUUUAUGGUGUGGGUCAUUCCAUUGAAAAGUAUUGAAUGUUUUAUAGCCACAAGCCAAAGGACUACUUGGCUAUUCACUAUAUAGAUUGUGCUAUAGUUUUCAGGUAUUUUCUUAGUCUUAUGUUGAGAUAACAAAAUGUGUAAUCCUGUUCAAUGAUGUUUUUGUCACAGCUGCGUGCAUGAAGGAGUGCUGCACACCAGGAGAUACCAGGUUACAUGAUGCUGAGGAGACGUAUCCAGAGGCUGAUUCCUCCUGCUCAAGCCAGCCCAUCCACCUGUGGCAGUUCCUUAGACAGCUGCUCCUCAAGCCACACAACUAUGGACGAUGCAUCCGCUGGCUCAACAAGGAGAAAGGUGAGUGGGCAGGGGAAAGGUGGGAGAGGGCAGACAGGUGUAUGGUGUACAUGUUAGGGUACACUCCUGGGUUUAAAGGGGCAGUGAAGUCAAAAAUGUGGUUUUCCAGUUUUUUAAAAUGCUAAUUCAACACUACAAGGUCAAAAUAACACUGAAAUUGUGAAAAUGAUGAUUAUGCCCUUUUUGUGUAAGAGCUGCCAAAAAAAAGAACAAGACAAAAGCCUGGAAUUUCAGCCUGUUCAGGUGGGAUAGAGUUUUUGGCCCAGAUCAUGACAUCACAAUCUGAUCUGAUUAUUCUGACCAAUGACCAGUCAUCUUUUAUUUGCAUAUGAUUCCUCCUACUUUGAAAGGGUAAGCUGGGUAGGCUCUAGAUUCAAGACGAUCCUAUGGGCCAAUCAGGGCGGUGUAUAUAAAUAUAUUUACAUUUCUAUAAACAUGCCCACAGGAUCAGACUGAGCAUUUCAAUGGCAAAAGGAGGCUCAGGGAAAUAAAUUAUAAAAAUAUAUUUGGAAUUAUUUUCAUGAAAUAAACACACACAGUGAUUUAUUAGACAUAUAGUGAUGAUUUAAAAAUAAAAAGACUGCAUGGGGGUUUUAAGGCUGAGGGUGUCCUAAAAUGUACACUGUAAGGGUGAGAGAAUUUGGCCAUGGGAGCUGACUUGGGUUAUUUGGGGCUUAUUGUCCAUUGGUUGCUGAAAAAGGUGAAAUGUUCCAUCUCUUGCAUUCUAUUUUUCCUAUAUUCAUCAGGUAUCUUCAAAAUUGAAAACUCGGCUCAUGUGGCCAGGUUAUGGGGCCUCAGGAAGAACCGUCCAGCUAUGAACUAUGACAAGCUGAGUCGCUCUAUCCGACAGUACUACAAGAAGGGUAUCAUCCGCAAACCUGAUGUGUCCCAGAGACUGGUCUAUCAGUUUGUCCACCCUGUAUGA